UGGGUGUGUGGCAGGCCCCAGGGGCUUAGUUCGAUAAGCGCACCCAUGAACUGUUGGGGUGCAGGCCCGUGGGCCGGGCCUGGGUGAUGGGAUUUUGUGAGAAUGACCAGCUAUCCCGGCCUUGUGCAGACUACGCAGGUUCCGAGGAGGGACCGCCUAGGCACCGGUAGGCCGCGGGGGAUUGCCUCGAYCGUGGUCCUUCGGGACAUCCGUCAAAAUUGGAACGAUACAGAUAAGACUAGCAUGGCCCCUGCGCAAGAGCAUGAAUCGGGGCGGGGUCCGACGGCCAGACGCUUCUCUGAUAUUGCUCGGUAUCCGGGGGUAGCCAGAAUUGCCAUUGAUAUUUUGGUUUUUUUUCUACUGCGCGUGUCGGUUGAACCGGUGAGGGACAACGCUACGGGAAAGCGGACUAGGCCGGCCCCAACGGAGGAAGGAAGAGUGAACCUGGACGCGGGUCGCGCCAGGUGCUUGGAAAGCGAACGUAGCCAUGGCGGAGCUCGGCAGGAGCAUUGCGGAGCAGGGAGAGGAGUUCCCGCCCGAUCUGUGAUGAAAUCGGGCGAAACAAGAGUCGAGGUAGGAGUUUCUGGCUAUGGCAAGCUUGAUCAUGUGGCUGGAAGGGCAUGGGAAUUAGCAAAUCGCGAGUUAGUUGAAGGAGGGGAAAUGCGGGAGAUGGUAGAGAGUGGCAGCAAGAGUGAGGAGAUGGAGAAGAGGAUCUCAGAAUGGGUCGCCGACUUAUCCUUGGGGGAAGAAGAAGAGGUAGCCAUGUACAUCCCCAAGGAUGAGCAGGAAGCCGCUAUGAAGGAGUGGGAAGCAGAAGGAGAUGUUUUGAAGCGGCAGGCAAUGGAGGAUGAGAAGAGGAUGGAAUGGAAGUUAAGGAUGAUGAGGGAGAAGAAGAAGAGGGUGGACGCGGCGAGUGAAGCGGUCAAAGAUCUGGAGGAGGUGCAAAAACUGACUCUACGAUUGACCCCCCAGGUAGACCUCCAACAAAAGGUAGAGAUCAUUGCCCAGAGUGUUGAGCGUUUAGCCCGAGUACAGGAACAACAGUAUGAGUUUAGUCGAAGUCAGGAUAUGGCCGUGCGCUCGAUGCGAAUGGGAUUUCGGGACUUUGUUCGCGAACUGGUAGGCGCAGUAGGAGUCGAGGUGAACCAUCGCCUCGAGAAGACUGAACGCUUCUGCGUCGGCGCCAUUGAAGGCGUCAAGGAGGCAACUCCCAAGGAGGAGGAGGCACGUUCUGGCAGGGAGCCAGUCAAAGUCAAGUUCCCUGAUUCCUACAGUGGAAAAAGGGAAGAAAACUUUAACAAUUGGGAGGCCAACGUGAAGACCUAUGUGCAUCUGCAACAGAUCCCCCCAGAUCAGCACGUGUUGAUUGCGAUUCAUGUGCUUAGAGAUGAAGUCGCCAGUUUCGCGAUGUCCCUCGUCCGCGCUGCCAACUGCAAUGAAGAUGCAGUUGUGUACUCCACAUUCACCCCCCUCGUUGAGUUUAUGAAAUUGCUGCGCGAGCGAUUCGCUGAUGUUGCUCAUAGUGUUAAGGCCUCCGAUAGGCUGCAAACUAUCCAUUCCCGUCAGUGGAAGAGCGCGAGGGCACUCAAAAGCACGAUGGAUGAGUUAGUGGCUGUUCCUGACCACGGGGUCACAGUGCCCCAAUUGGUCAACCUCUUCUACCGGGCUAUGCUCGAAACAUUUAGAGGGCACUUCUUCGCGAAGAGCCAAGACCCUGCUAUGACGUAUGAUGCGCUUAGCAGGGAAGUGGUGGCGUUUGAGGCAAAGUCUGUGUCAGUUUCCACUUUUUGGCACAAGGACUUAGACAAGGGAAAGAAGUGGAAGGGUCGCAUUAUCUCAGGGCAAGUUAAGACUAAGGAUAGUUUUGUCCUGACCUUAGACGAAAGUAGCGUCGACGAGAUCCCCUACGAACAGAUUGAGUGGGGGUUAGAGGAUGAGGACAGCGGUGCGAGCCAGGGGAGAACUUACGCUGCUGUAGCGGCUGGAGGGAGGCCGCAAGGAGGAGGACGAGGCCAGGGCCAAGGGGGYCGGGCCUCAGGGAGCCGAUUUCAGGGCGAUCAGGGGGUUGGCGGCAGAGGAGGAAACCGCCAAGCGGGAGGAAGGGGUCAAGGUCCCCCGCAAAACCGUCCUAGGAAUAGGUCUCCCUAUAGGGUAGGUGGAUGUCACCCAGGGCUACCGCAGGGUAGGCCUUGGGAAAGUGUGGGUCUGGACCAGGGCUUAUGGCAACAGCGUUUGGACCGGGGCCAGUGCAUUUACUGCAGUGACCCGGGCCAUAUCAUUAAACAUUGUCCUAAGUAUAGAGAGACCCGGACGGCUGCUCAAGGGCCAAAAUUGCCGUCGGUAGGGGUGGCAAUUGCCGCUACCAUUAGGCCAUGUGGGGAACAUAGCGCUAGCCGGCAAGAGACUCCCACACCACAUGUGCCUAUGGCAGAGGUUGCAAGCCUGUGUCUAGAUCGCUGUCCAGAGACUACUUGUGUUAGAGUCUCUCUAGACACCUCCCUCACAGGCGUGGCUAAAGAAUUGAAGGAGAGGAUGCCCGCCUGGGCCAAGAUGAAGAAGGAGAAUAAAGGGCAGCUUAUACCAGUAGAUACAGAGAUAUUUAGAGGACGAGUAGGCGCCCUAGUGGAUAGUGGAGCCACUCCUAGUUAUAUUAGUAGGAAGGCGCUACAGAAGUUGAAGUUGCAGUUAAAGGUCCAAAGAUUAGCAGACCCUAUAGUAAGUAUCCUCGCAGACAAUUGCACCAUGCGAGUAGAGGAAUACGUAGAGGGAGUCCAGGCGUAUUUUCGCUUAGAAAACGAGGAGAAAGUGGAGAAGGUUCUCCAUUCCCCGACUCUCCUCGUCGAGGACAACCUCCCGUUUGAAAUAGUCCUAGGUAUGGAUUGGGGAGAGGCAGCAAAGGCCACACUCCACUUGAGAGAGCACGAGUGUAGGCUCCCUAGUCCGUCAGGUGGCGUCAAGGCUGCCCGUCUGUUCCAUGUGUCAGGAGUAGACAACUCCUUGGCGCAUUGCUGCCUUAGUGCUCCUGCGUUUGCAAGGUUAGUAAAGAAGGAGCAACCAGAGGAACAGGUUUUUGUAGCCUAUGUUAGGCCGGUCACUGAGCCUAAAGAGGAGAAGCCCCUAGACCCUGCGAUUGCCAAGCUGCUGGAAGAGUUUAAAGACUUAGCUGAGCCGCCAACAGGAGUAGUGUCGCGGCCCAUCCAGCACCGUAUUGAGAUAGAGCCUGGCAGUAGAACUCCUAAGGGUGCCGUAUAUAGGAUGUCCCCACGGUGGUUAAAGGAGCUUCGCAAACAGUUAGACGAGCUCCUCGAAAAGGGUUGGAUUAGGCCCAGUUCGUCUCCCUUUGGAGCACCUGUUCUAUUUGUCCCCAAGAAGGAGGGAGAGCUGAGGAUGUGCAUAGACUAUGGAGGUUUGGAUGCUGCUACAGUGAAGAAUGCUGAGCCACUGCCUAGGAUAGAUGAUCUCUUGGAUCGAGUGCAAGGGGCAGAAUACUUCUCCAAGAUAGAUUUGAAGUCCGGAUAUCAUCAGAUAGAGGUGCAUCCUGAUGAUCAGUAUAAGACAGCCUUCCGGACUAGAUAUGGGCACUAUGAGUUCAUAGUGAUGCCCUUUGGACUAACCAAUGCGCCAGCGACGUUCCAGCGUUGUAUGAACGAGUUGUUUAGGCCAUGGUUAGAUAGAUUUGUUGUUGUCUACUUAGAUGAUAUCUUAGUGUUUAGCAAGACCCUCCAAGAACAUCAGGCUCAUCUCAGGCAGGUCUUGGAGAAGCAGAGAGGGGCUAACUUCAAGAUCAAUGCAAAGAAGUGCGAUUGGGCGAAAACCCAAGUUUUAUACUUAGGCCACGUCUUAGACGGAGACGGCGUUAAGCCAGAAGAUUGCAAAAUCGCAGCGAUUAGAGAUUGGCCCACGCCGCGUACAUUGUUGAGGAAAGAAACCAUUUGGAAGUGGGAUAAGGACUGCACGUCUGCCAUGAAGACGUUGAAGCAAGCGUUGAUAGAAUACCCAGUCCUUAAGGUAACCGAUCCGUCCUUGCCCUUUGUCGUCACUACGGACGCCAGUCAGUACGGCAUAGGUGCUGUGUUGCAGCAAGACGAUGGCAAUGGUUAUAGGCCCGUAGAGUUCAUGUCUGCUAGGAUGCCUUCAGAGAAGGUUGCGACAUCUACCUAUGAGAGGGAACUCUACGCUCUCAGGCAAGCAUUAGAACACUGGAAGCACUACUUGCUUGGGAGGCACUUCAAAGUUUAUUCCGACCACGAAACGUUAAGGUGGUUGAAGACGCAGGCCAAGAUGACACCUAACCGUAUUAGGUGGGCCGCAGAGAUAGACCAGUAUGAUUUCGAGCUCAAGCCAGUCAAAGGGAAGUAUAAUGUAGUUGCGGACGCUCUGAGUAGGAGAGCUUACUACUUUGGAGCGAUAGUUCACUAUCUAGACACCGGACAAGACCUUCAGCAAAAGGUCAGAGAAGCGUACGCGCAGGACCCCAUCUAUAGUGAACUUCUUAAGAAAGUAAAGGAGGCCCCUGAGACCGAGCCAGAUUACCGCACUACUGAGGGAUUGCUCUUUGAGAAGACUAAUGUAUUCGACCGAUUGUGCAUUCCCAAUAGUGAAGAGAUCCGCAGUCUGAUCUUAGGAGAAUGUCACGACACAGAGGGUCAUUUGGUUGGCAAAAGACUCUAGCCAAUGUAAUGCACGCGCGCACUUGGCCGGGUAUGAAGAAUGACUGCAUAGAGUAUGUUCGCAAUUGCAAAGUC
Messenger RNA from Chara braunii, 4745 nucleotides. Lineage: Eukaryota; Viridiplantae; Streptophyta; Charophyceae; Charales; Characeae. The record is from the annotation of a GenBank genome assembly.